AUGAGUGAGAACAGUGUGACAGCCACCGCGCAGUCCGUACCCCAAAAGCCCUCUCGAUAUCGUAGCAUGCGAGGUGGGACAAACGCCGAAGUCGAAAUGUCCGCACCACCUGCACCUGCGAACAGCGUUGGGGAGCAGAACCCCUCGAUCGCGAGAAGCAGAUCUCGAUAUCGUCGCAAUCGGCCAUCGUCAAAUGGAAAUAUCGUACCUCCUACUCCCGCGAUCCCAGGCCACGCGCGAACACAGCCACAGGCGCAGCGGAAUGAACUACGUGAACGUGAACGGCCUACAACCAGUCGCACUUUGUCAACACAAGAUGAGGAGGAAGCGCAUACGCGCGAGGUGGACCGACAAGGUGCGAUGGCACAAUUGACUGGGGGGGAUAACUCAGCGCAACACAUUCGGCGGCCUAAGGUGUCCACGCCACCAAAACAGGUCGCGCAACAACCCCGAUCGCAACCUGCGCCCGCGUAUCCCCCGUACAGUUCCAACUCAGGAAAUGAUGGGAAUCGCAAGUCUUUCUUUCAGAAGGUCAAACUUUCAAGAUCCAAGGACGCCAAGAAAAACGAGCCCGUCCCGAAUUACAUCGGGGUGGGCGGAACAGGAGUGGUCCCAGGAGUUGAUGCUCCUGUCAGCGCUGUUAACGCCGGGGAGCGACAUGCCCUUGUAAAAUACAGAGAUGCCACCGCGGAUCUCACUGUCACCCCGUCAACUCAAGUUCGGGACAUAUUGCUAGAUGCCACCAAACACUUAUCUCGGGACAUUGAUGCGGAUAAAUUCAUUCUCAUGGAGUCUUACUCUCAAGUUGGACUAGAGCGUCCUCUGCGCCGCUACGAACAUGUCCGGGAAGUCAUGAACUCCUGGUCACACGAUGCAGACAACCAAUUCAUUGUUAUUCCCCCCUCGAGCGUGGAUGCUCUAACUCUGCUCGAUGCUGGACAUGCCCCGAGCGGACAACCGUCCCCAGUGACUGUCCAUAUUUACCAUUCCCAGCGUCGUCGCAAGUGGGAUAAGCGAUAUGUCACCUUGCGUGCAGACGGACAAGUAACAACCUCAAAAAAGGAAAACGCCGAGGAACAGACCAAUAUCUGCCAUAUAUCCGACUAUGACAUCUACUUCCCCAGUGCUCGAGCGCUUAACAAAGAUAUCAAGCCGCCUAAGAAGCUAUGUUUCGCAAUUAAGAGCCAGCAGAAAUCAUCCAUGUUUCUGUCCACCGAAAACUUCUUGCACUUUUUCUCCACCAGCGACAAGUCUAUUGCAGAUACAUGGUACCGGGCAGUACAGAGGUGGAGAAGUUGGUAUCUUGUCAAUAAGAAGGGAGCAUGCCAGAAUCUAGAGACCGAGACACUCGUGAAGCGCGCUGGGACGAAGAAAUCGACUCAUCAGCCGAGAAACGUGCAUAAUGAAGUGCCACUCCUAGAACGUGAGACUUCAGCGGAAUCUCCAAAACCUGAAAGCUCUGACCAACGGAGACCGGCAAGCUCCAAAGACGUCUUUUGCCGGAAGAAACCCCUUCGUGGACACGUGCCCCCUCCAUCAUCAUAUCCCCAUACCCUGACGCUCGAUACCGAUACAGAAGGGCCUUUCGCCGACACCCAGGCAUUACUCUCAGGUAUUUCGCCCGAAGAAGUAGAAACUUCUACGUUCGCACCAUCCGGACUCCUAGGCCGAACCUACACCCAGCGACAAACUGCUAUGCGGGAACGGGAUGAUCGCGAUAAGAAAGCUAAACAGGAAGCCUUUUCCGGCACUGGCUUCAUGAACGGAGGCUCUAUACACACCCCGGGCCAUGACUCAAAUCCCAACAGUCGGACCAACACAAUGACUCGUGCUCCGGACGCAUCAGCCUUCGCUCGAACCCCAUCUCUCAAUCAGAAACCUCUGGUUGACCUCACCCCAGUCUAUGCGGAACCACCGCAGCAUAGCCGUAAGGGCAAGGGUCGCGGCGUCAAAGUCCAACCAGGUAUGCAACUGAUCGAAGGUGCCACUGGUCCAGAUCAGACACCUGGGGGAAUCUCCAUCCCGCCCGCGACUUCGUGGCGACGGCCGGGUGCGGACACUACACCUCAGCGGCGAAACACCACCCGCAGCGUGCGCCAUCACUCAAACAAGUACGCAGUCCCGGCUUCUGCUGAAGAGAGCCCGGCACUCCCCGCCGGCAAGUUCACCGCCAACAGCCUGCUGGCACAUUCGGCCAGCACGGCUAGUCAUCGGAAUCCGCGUACCGGACAUGGCGUCGCAACGGGUGACCGCAAUGCCACACGGCCGUUGCUGGACAUGUCCCCGGAAAACCCCUUUGCAGAUGGUAGUCUGCUUAGGCAGCUGUAG
Messenger RNA from Penicillium expansum, 2328 nucleotides. RefSeq lists its product as uncharacterized. Bases 1 to 2328 code for a protein of 775 amino acids. The record is from RefSeq and is a predicted model, not a curated record. NCBI's taxonomy places the organism in Eukaryota, Fungi, Ascomycota, Eurotiomycetes, Eurotiales, Aspergillaceae. The transcript has a single exon.